Molecule: messenger RNA, 255 nt
Organism: Cooperia oncophora
Lineage: Eukaryota; Metazoa; Nematoda; Chromadorea; Rhabditida; Trichostrongylidae
Source: the annotation of a GenBank genome assembly
GCGGAUAAUUAUCGAAAAGCUGAAUUAGUGAACCAGGUAUUUGAUGUGGCAUCGUCAUCGGAUAACUCCCAAGUAGCAGCUGGUGGAGCCGAUAAAUGUCUGACCGUGUUCGACGUGGAGACAGGGAAAAUCUUACGAAGAUGGCGAGCACAUGCUGAGUCAAAUGUGGUAUUUUCGGGUUCGACGGACUGUACUAUGCAGGCUUUUGAUAAUCGAAGCCGUAGUGAUAAAGCAAUACAGGUAAUUGUAUUGUAG